GGACUUUGUUUUGUUGUGAAUAAUAAAUCAUUCAUGGCCCGUCGUCAUUAAAAAUCAAAAUCUUUUUUUACUAAAAAUCCAUCUCAUUUUUGUACACGUCGGUUUAAAAAUUAUAAAGCAUAUUGCGGUUGUGUUAUUUAUUAUAUUUACGCGUGUCUAUUCGGAUACAAAUUGUUGUCUAGAUUACCAACGGUUGGGAAAACCCGCGGUGGAAAAGUCACAGUCCGUCCCCGGUUUUCGCGGUAACAAUUAUAUACGUUAGCAUUGUUUGAUGAUCUCGUCAAUGUAGACAUCGCUACUGACCACUCACAAUGGCCACAGACUAAAAUAAUUGUAACACAGCCGCUCCGUCACAACACAGAGUGUCAAGUUUUUACUCGUAUAUUUUUUCACAUAUGGACACGUUACGCUGUAUUUACUUAACAUACAUUAUAUUGUCAACGACACGAAUUGACCUAAUGAUUCACUGCCCAUAAACCUCGGUUUAUCCUCAUGUGACGUAAUACUAAAGUGUAAACUCACUGUAACAUUCAGUCGAUGUGAUAAUAGACGUAACGUGUUUGAUUUGCUGUUCUGAAAAACCGCACGGGACUAAUAUAAUAACUAUCAGUGACCGCACCAUCAAUCUUGUUGUGGUCACGGGUUUCUGGGCACACGUGAAGAACCACAUCCCAACAAACAGACGGACAACCGAAACUAAUCAAAUGUUAAAUAUAAUUUCUCAAACAAAAUACAAUAGCACUUAUUCUGCCUACUUAUCAUCGGUAUUUUUUCUUUGAGGACACACAACGCAACUAAUAAAAACUGCAACAAGUACUUUCUAUGUUUUAGCACUCCAACUGAACAAAGCUACGCUUUCAAAGCCGGUGGUGCUUCCUUUUAAAAGUUUGAAAACAUCGCCUCUACAGAAUUGCUUGGGACAUAAAAUAUAUUUUAUGGCGUCGGCGCGAAACAUCAAAACCUUCAAUAACUGUCAAACGUUAAAUCGAACAAGGCGAAAUAUAUGUAUAUUUGUGCAAUAACAUUAACAAUGGGCGUGACGCUUUCUGCUUAUGUGCGUCGUCGUGCACAAAAUAAUUAUGUCACUCAUAAUCUUGCAAAACGUAAUUUUCAUUCACUAUUAGUUAGUUGUGACUCAUUUCAGUAGUCGAUUAAAAUAGUAGAGCUAUUUAAAUUAUUCAACGUUAUUCGUAAUUCGACUAUCGUUUGAGUAAGUCGUAUUUGCUGGUACACAAAUCGGACAAUUUCCCACAAGCCGAAAUUGAUUACAAAAGCCACGUCCGCCUCACGCAUCCCACCCCGGGCUAAUGGUCGGUGUGAAAGUGCUCGGAGAUGAAGAUCGUACAGACGUGUUUUCCCAAAAAGCUUUUGGUAGCUACAACAGUACUAGUAGUAAUUGCAAUGAUUGUCAUGCCAUCCGAAGCGCGGACGCUAGAACACAAAAUUAGGCAUGAGAGGCGGCAGCACGAGGCGUUAGCACCAACCAAAGACUUGAGGAUGAAGCUAGAGAGCCGCGUGGUGGAACACAGGAGACGGCCGCACAGAAAGCAAACCGUCAUGCCUCAAGCCAAAGACACAGAACACGUCAGACAGAAAAACGUCCAAUCAGAUCGCUUCAAGACCGCAACGAGAAAGAUUACAAAAAAACUGACGAAUACGAGGAGGUUUUUCAUCGAGGAACGAAAAGUCCUCAACGAGACGCGGGAGUACAGGGACGGCAUGCCUGACUGGCUGCCCACCAUCAACUUCGUCGAUAUUCACUUCUACAGCUACAAAAAACGUGGCGCGACCAUGUCUGAACGCAAAUUUGCGUACCUGAUGCCAAAACUCUACAAAUCGCUUGUAGAGUACCAAGAGAUCUUCAAGCUGCUCAUCAAAGUAGAAGUUGAAUUCGCCGACGAUCCAUUCUGCUCGUACAACAAAACCCGCCACGAACUAAUAGGGAAAACUCUACAUAGAUUAUACAGUACUAUAGCCGAAGUAAAGGAGAAUAUGAUGUCUGUUAAUAUACCAGUGCCUCAAGUUAGCAAAAACAAGAACUUACAAGUUCUAGAAAUGAAGGUUGACGCGCCCCAAUGUUUGAAGAACGACUACAUAGCGUUCAGAGCGUACGGCAACCUUCUCAACAACUGGUACUCUGAAUUCAGGUGUCCCCGAGGCAAGAAAGUUAUUAGAAAUAACAGCAAAUGUGCCGAAUACGAGGCCAAACUAAAAGAGAAGAAAGAUAAAAGAAAUAAGAACACUGAAAGAUGAACGAGCUAGUUGAUUGUUGUGACUUAAAAUAAUCUUCGCUUCGACUAAUUAUUUAUUUGAAUUACAAUCGAUGUAGUCCCUGUUGUACUUAUUUAUUGGUAGGUCCGUAAGCGCACGCUCUCUAACACCAGUCGUUGGUUGUAUUCGAAGUGCUUGACGAAACAAUGUAUUGUUGAUUAAGUAUUGGGUACUUUCUCUGUGAUAUUUAGUAUUCUGUAGAUAUUAAUCAUUAAUUUAUUGAAAGUUUUUAGUUUGUAAGCCUUUCUGUUCAGUUCCUUUGUACUUAACUGUUAUAUUUUCUGUUUCACGUUACGACGAAACUAUAUUAAUAAGUUGAUCUUAAUUUAUUGGAAUUUAACCGUCAGUAUUUAUUUAAUUUAUACUAAUAAUCUCUUUAUUUCUAUUGCUGAAAUGGAAUCUGAUUUGUACGCUGUGUAUUAACUAAAAUGACUUAAUAUUUCUCUUUUUAUAUCUCGAGUAUUAUUAGCAGGCAAAACAUGCCGUUUUAGCCAAGAAAGACUUUUAGCCUUAUAUAGUAAGUUGCUUAUUUAUGUAAUGAGUAAGUUAUACAUAAGUUUGUAUAGAAAUGUGCCGUUAGAUGUUAGUGAAUUAAUGAACUGAAUACCAUGUGAAUAUUACCUAUGUUUUAUAUACGAAUUGCAUAAUUUUCCAAUGCAGACUUUGUUACUAAAUGUGAAGUAUAAGUACAUGAUUUAAAUAAUAAAAUGAAAUAAAUGGAUUCAAUCACGUAA
Messenger RNA from Spodoptera frugiperda (fall armyworm), 3005 nucleotides. RefSeq lists its product as uncharacterized. Lineage: Eukaryota; Metazoa; Arthropoda; Insecta; Lepidoptera; Noctuidae. The coding region runs from base 1333 to 2253 and encodes 306 amino acids. The record is from RefSeq and is a predicted model, not a curated record. The transcript is spliced from 3 exons.